This is a messenger RNA of Aedes albopictus (Asian tiger mosquito), 640 nucleotides long. RefSeq lists its product as uncharacterized. The record is from RefSeq and is a predicted model, not a curated record. The transcript has 3 exons. Gene Ontology annotation, molecular function: SNARE binding; SNAP receptor activity. Gene Ontology annotation, cellular component: Golgi apparatus; endoplasmic reticulum membrane; ER to Golgi transport vesicle membrane. The coding region runs from base 147 to 485 and encodes 112 amino acids. Lineage: Eukaryota; Metazoa; Arthropoda; Insecta; Diptera; Culicidae. Gene Ontology annotation, biological process: macroautophagy; regulation of protein localization to plasma membrane; retrograde transport, endosome to Golgi.
UUUGUUUAUUUUUGUGUGCAGAUGACGAAUCGUUCGGCCGCUCGUUCUUUGUUCCAUUCGUAAAAAAGUUUUAGUUAUCAGUGCGAAAGUGAUACCUUUUUUGGCCAAAACCUUCACCUGGUCCAGCACCACCACCACCGAGCGGGAUGGCUGACUACGACUGGGACCAGCACAACCGCCAGCAGGUGCUGGAAGGUCGUCAAAUUCUAGAACGAACGUCCGCCAGCCUUGCCCGAUCGAAUCGGAUCGCCAUCGAGACCGAACAGACGGGUCAUGAGGUAAUGUCCGAGCUGGAAGUCCAGAGGGAAUCGUUACUGCGCAGUCAACGGCGUUUGGAGAAUGCCAACGAUGGUCUGUCGAAAUCGAGUUCCAUUUUGCGGGCUAUGAGCAGAAAUGUCCUUUACAACAAGUUGAUUCUGGUAAUGAUUAUCGUGAUGGAAGUGCUGAUACUGGUCGGAUUGUUGUACCUCAAGCUGAGCCAUUGAGUUCAGAAGUUGGAUGCACGAGUGCGUAUCUUCACUAGAGUAGGUAUAUGUUAAAAUGCAUUCCCCUCUGCCUUUGUAUUAUGCAAAUUAGCCAAAGCUAUGAACAUGAUUCGAUUAAUUAUUAUUACGUAAAUACCUGCUAUUGGAUAAAAGUU